UCUCUUUUUUAUAUCUUUUUAUCCUCUGUUCUCUAAAACACAUUUUAUGCAUGGAAGGUGCAGUACAAGUAAAAUAUUUAGAAAAAAAAGUAAUGAGGACAGAUUCCUCAUAUUUUGAUGUCAAGGUAUCUGUUUAAUGAAAUCAGGCUUGUACAUGCCAUCUGAACCCAGUGUUCCUGUGCCAAUUCUCUGUCUUCUGCCUCUAUUACCCAGACAUUACCACACACACCUCUCUGUCUCCGCAGAAGAUUUCCAUCCCCUCUUCAAAUUAAACAGGCACGGCAUAAUAAAAGACGCCACUUUAGAUUUGAAUCUAGAAUUGAAACAAACUGCAUAUUGCUUUCUAAUUUUAGCGAGGACACAAAGAGGAGUGCUCAGGGAGAUAGUUUGUCAAAAGGUCCCAUGCGACCUUGCCCUCCUCUGCCAGAAAGUGAUUAAAGAUAAAGCAAGAGACCAUUCACCUGUAAACAGGAAGAUGAACGGCGGCUGUUUGAAAGCUUCCGUGUAAGCUCGGGACGAUUAGAGUUUGCCGUGCAGCACGAAAAAAGUCAUGAGUACAAAACAAAAUGAAGUGUUCUGGAGUGAGUCCUUGCUGCGGGCCAUUCUAGUGCAAAGAGGUGGUGAGCAAAGAGAGCUUAGAAAGUCAAUAUCCAGGUGAGUUACAAAGAUGUGUAGGUCAAAUAUAGUUGUACACCGGGCCUAAAACUAACAUUUUGGCACACCUGCCAAUCUGUAUUAUUAUUAUUUAUUUAUUUAUUUAUUUUUUGUAUUAAGAAAAUAAAAAAAUUUCAUGUUUAAUUCAGUAUUUCCCCUUGAGGAGGUGAAUUCAAUGCAGUUUUCACUUAAAAAUAACUGCCAAGUAUAUCUCACACCAGUUGUUUUCGGUAUAUUAUAUAUUCAAUCGUUUAUAUAUCAAAGUGCUUUCAAACUUUUAAACUGGAAGCUGAAAUGUUUUAUUUUUUUAUGUAGAAGGUCCCUUGUUUUUGUCUCUCGCUAAGGCUUCAAUGUCCUUUCAUCCUGUAGAUACAGUACGUCCCUGUUAUCGCCUUUUUCUUGGAGAAAACACGAUGUGCGAUAAGAUGUCAAAUGGCUGUCAUCAGAGAGGUGGAUCUCUCUGAAUCAUUCUGAAACUGAUCUUCUCCCUUCUUAUUGAUUCAGUUUGUAAUACAAGCUGUUCACUCCUUGUACUGCCAAAGUGGAGAUAGACACGAUAGCAUCAAGGCCAGAGAAACCAGCAGGAGGGAUGAAAGGAGAUGAUUAUCUGAGGACCAGAGUCAGCAAACUUUUGUUUUAAUGUCUGCUUUUGUCUGCCUCCUUUUUUGAAGUGACAUGGAAUCAUUAGGGGUUAAAACGAAUAUCUAGAUAUUUUAUUUUAUCUUAAUUGUAAGUUGAACUGUUGUCAAAAUAAUUGCUGAUCACCUCUUGAAAAGGCUUGAGGUACAGGCAUGGCUAGAUCAUUGCUUUGUAGCAUUCAUUUUAAGUUAUAUUUGUAAUAAUAAAGGGCAAAAAAAAAAAGGUGUUCUUGGGUAAGCUGUGGCAUCCCCUUAAGCUAGUAAACUGCUAUUAAGCACAUUGUAUUGUCAUGUGACCCUAUAUUUAGAGCCCAUCAGAUGUCAGUGACUGAGAGAUAGAAAAAUAAAUGUAAUUAUCUAUGAAGAUUCGGGAGGAGCGCGUCAGAUACUUAGCCUAAUCAUCACAGGUGGACCACAAUCAAGUAAUCAAUCCCACAGUAUAAAUAUCGCUGACUUACCUCUAUCCAUUGACGGUUUAUCAGCAUGCUGGUUCGCUUCGUCAGUCACCUUAUCACAGACCCAAUUUUCGUACCAACGAAGAGCGCUAAACAGGGGAUUUAUAAGACCCGUUGCUUUUGCCGGACCCGAGAUCAUUUCUACCCAGCCAAACACGGCCGUUGAGCAGCAUUAAGCGUCAUCGCGACAGCUGCUAUCCUCGCCAAGCCACACAUCGUGGCCAAUAGACCGUGCAACUCCGAGCUCGUCUUGCUCGAUACACGAUCGUGCCGCCCGAGACCGAGCUCUCGUAGAGCGCUGGAUUGCAGCAGAAAGAAUCCAACCACGGCUCAGCCUUUCACCACGGCGUUCCGGCCGAGUGGCAGUGUGAGGCCGCUUCCUCUAGCGGCGCAGACUAAUACAUUUCCAGGCGAAGACGCUAAAAAACAGGUUCUUCUUUUUCUUCAUUGGAUUUUUACGGCAGUUCGCAUUCAAAGUGUUGCAUCUAAAAGCAGUUUUGCGGCUAAAGUUUUGUUAAACUACGUCUUGACGUAGUUCUGUCUUCUUCUAGUAGCGUUUUAUGGCGGUUUCGGCAAACCAACGUAAAGGUGCAUUACCGCCACCCGCUGAUCCGGGGUGUGGAUCCCGCAUAGAUUUGGACUACAGAUCCACCGUUCCGUCGGAUGAUGAUGCCACUUUUAACCACGAAGCCAAAGGCAUUAGGUUAGAUUAUUGUAAUGCCUCGUUCUCAGGCCUUCCAGCUAAAUCGUUGAGCAAGCUUCAGUAUUCUGCCGCACGCUUGUACUCCUCCUCGCGAACACAUUACCGGUUCUUUCACAAUUACACGGGCUUCCCGUAAACGUGAGAAUUGAUUUUAAAAUUUCUAUCUUAACAUACUAGGCACUUCAUGGGACUGCACCUGAGCAUCUUUGUGAACUCAUCAGUCCUUAUAUUCCAUCACGCUCUCUUCGCUCUACUAACUCUUUCACUUCACCAGCCAUAAUGUGAGCUAAAGACCAUGGGGCAAAGAGCCUUUUCAUAUGAAGCCCCUAAGCUAUGGAAUGUACUUCUUCUGCACGUCAGAUAUGCACCUAUGUUGGGUCACAAGUCACAUUUAUUCAAGACUGUCUGUCUUUAAUGAAUUGUUGUAUUGCUUUUGGUGUUCGUUUCUACAAAUAAAAUGCAUUCUUAUUAUUAUUUACUAUUAUUGUUACAUUCGCCUUACCGCGCACGUUUAAACCUCGCCGAAAUGAUACAGACAUAAGUUCAAAAAAAAAAAAAAAAAAAAAAAAAAAAAAAAAAAAAAAAAAAAAACCUUAAGUCUCUGUAUAAAAGCGCCUGCUAAAUGCUUAAUUUAAUUUUAAAAUUUUAAUUUCCAUGCAAGUCUCCUGGUAGGACCAAAUCAUUUAGGGACCUAUUUUACCAUUCACUGGCGUGAUCACUCAAAAUUAAUCUAAAACGCAUCUGCCCUCGUGUUUAGAUGCAGGAUAGCAAGUGUGAGUAAAAUUACCAUCGCCUUUUAAGGACCGUAAUACGAAAAAAACGGAAAGUAAAUCUCUUUAGAAACCACUUGGAAGCGAAUAGCACAUAACUGCUGUUAACCCAUUUGCUGCAAGCAUCGCCAACGCCCCCAGUCUACGUUUCAUUUUUACAGCACGUUAAACAUCACUCUCUUACUUGAUCUGGAUAAACCGCGCAUCAAUUGAAGUCCAAAGACUUUGGCUUUUAUAUUUGACCAAUAUUUCGAUAAAACAUAAUUCCAGUGAUUAAUUUUCCAUCAUGUCAGGAAAACUAUUCCUAUUCCUGAACGGUAAACGUCAAAGUGUUAGCUCAUGGACAAAUGUUGAUCAUGGAUCUAGUCAGAAAGAAUCAUGAACAGAAACCUCCUUAUUUUGGGUAUAUAAUUUCUGCCUCCAUGCCAAAAAUGGGGGGUGUCUGCCUCUGUUUCCACAGUCCAUAAUACAACGUGAAAACAGCGUUCCAAACGUAUCCGCUCGGGAGUCCGUCUAAAGAGCCCGGAGGCCAAAUGAGAGGAAAGAUGCUUUUCCAACAGGAACAUAAUAAGGUGGACAAGGCCUGAGGAAUUGUCAAAUCAGGCAACAAAUUGCUAAGCUGGUAACACAGUAGGCUACCCAUCCAUUUUUAGCUUGCCCCAUCAAAUAUUACUAACACUUUUUACUCUUCCCACAGCCAACAUCUACAGCAGCCGAAGCAAGUAGCCUUUUAUGUACCUCCUCACUGCCGCAGCAGUGUCUGCUCCCGCAGAAGCCUUUCCUGGACCUCCCCACCGCCACUGCAGUGUCUGCUCCCGCAGGAGCCUUUCCUGCAUCUCCCCACCGCCGCUGCAGUGUCUGCUCCCGCAGGAGCCUUUCCUGUAUCUCCCCACCGCCGCUGCAGUGUCUGCUCCCGCAGGAGCCUUUCCUGUACCUCCCCACCGCCACUGCAGUGUCUGCUCCCGCAGGAGCCUUUCCUGUAUCUCCCCACCGCCGCUGCAGUGUCUGCUCCCGCAGGAGCCUUUCCUGUAUCUCCCCACUGCCGCUGCAGUGUCUGCUCCCGCAGGAGCCUUUCCUGUAUCUCCCCACCGCCGCUGCAGUGUCUGCUCCCGCAGGAGCCUUUCCUGUAUCUCCCCACUGCCGCUGCAGUGUCUGCUCCCGCAGGAGCCUUUCCCAUAUCUCCCCACUGCCGCAACAGUAUCUGCUCCCGCAGGAGCCUUUCCCGUUCUCCCCACUGCCGCAGCAGUGUCUGCCCCCGCAGGAGCCUUUCCUAUACCUCCUCACUGCCGCGCAGUGUCUGCCCCCGCAGGAGCCUUCCAACACCUCCUCACUGCCGCGCAGUAUCUGCUCCCGCAGGAGCCUUUCCUAUACCUCCUCACUGCCGCGCAGUGUCUGCUCCCGCAGGAGCCUUUCCUACACCUCCUCACUGCCACGCAGUGUCUGCUCCCGCAGGAGCCUUUCCUAUACCUCCACACUGCCGUAGCAGCCCCACUGCUGUAGCAGCGUCUGCUCCCGCAGGAGCCUUCCCUACACCUAAAUAUAUAUAAAAAAAAAAAUAAAUAAAUAAAUAAAUACCACACAUCACCUCUGCCUAAAGGCAUGCAAUGCAUCCGAGCUUGCGGUGAUAGCAUCAUGUAUCGACAAUAGCCAAGACGAUAUUAGGCCCAUUUUCCAACCAACGUUUUUAUAAUAAUCAUUAGGCGGCCUACCUUAAAUCGGCUAUCAAACUGCUCCGUUAUCCCAUCUCAGCACUGCAUUUCCCGCUCGCCCGUGCUCUCAAAGGAUGAUGUGAGCCCGUAGGUUAAAAAAAAAAAAAAAAAAAAAAAAAAAAAAAAAAAAAAAAAUUCACUGGACAAGCGAGAUGACCGUAGUGCCGACUACAUGACCUAGCAGUAUUUAAAUAUAGUACUUAUACUUAAUACCAGUGUAUCAGUACGUCCGAAAGUAUAUAUUUUUUGAUUAUUGGUGAUUCCAUAGGCUCUUUUCGUGCACCUGCAUGGUCAAAAUGGUAAAUAGUAAGCUCAGAAAGUAUAAAGAAUCUUUCUCUUACUCCACCCAUGCACGAUUACAUCGUCGAUAUGUACCAUCGAUCUCACGUGCUGACAAUGACCACAUUGCCGAUACAUGGCACCUAUUUGGGGUACACUGGCACAGGAAAUCCAAUUUAUUUUUGCACUCUUAAUUUCGGAUACUAUGACUGCACCAAGAUUUUUUCGGACUCAUUAUCGGAAGCAGCUCAUUGGAUUUGCUAAACAAUUAUUCAAGUAAGCCUCACAGCGUCUACCCUCGUAGACAAAUAAAUCUUUAGUAUCGAACUCCCUGCCAGGCCCUGCAAGAGGGCUCCCGGUUGAACCAACCUUUGCCUUCUCCAUUCAACUAUCAGCAAAGCUUACUCGUUUGACAUCGCAAGUAUUACAAUCCUGCCAGAUGCUUUCCCACUUAAUCAAUCUUGGACUUUCCAUCCGACCACCAGCGAAGCUUACCCGAUUAAAAUAGGCCGAUU
Molecule: messenger RNA, 5723 nt
Organism: Carassius gibelio (silver crucian carp)
Lineage: Eukaryota; Metazoa; Chordata; Actinopteri; Cypriniformes; Cyprinidae
Exons: 2
Coding region: 3953-4720 (255 amino acids)
Source: RefSeq, a predicted model, not a curated record